Porites evermanni is the source of this 386-nucleotide messenger RNA. Lineage: Eukaryota; Metazoa; Cnidaria; Anthozoa; Scleractinia; Poritidae. The record is from the annotation of a GenBank genome assembly.
AUGGCGGAAAACACCGACACUUUGCAUGGAAGACAUGAAAUGUCUUCGGAUGUAAACCUUACACCAGAAGACAUUCCAUGUUCAUCCGUGAAAAAUGGAGAGGACAUAAGUAAAUGGACAAUUCCACAGUUGAAAUUUUGGUUGAAAUGCAGAAGACUGAACCAACAGGGACUGAAGAAAGAUCUUGUCGAAAAGUAAGUUUCGCAGCACCUGUAUUGCAUAAACACUGUUAUCUAACCUUCUACGCUAGUCAAAAGAAUUUCGUUUUGGCUAAAAUCUUUUCUUUUCUGCUUUUAAUUUGAGAUUUCUUUCUUUUCUGGGGCAGGGUUAAGGCAUUAAACGCGAUUCCUUACUACAGAGAGAAAGUUUACGACCCUGAUUCUUAG